Molecule: messenger RNA, 1301 nt
Organism: Galeopterus variegatus (Sunda flying lemur)
Lineage: Eukaryota; Metazoa; Chordata; Mammalia; Dermoptera; Cynocephalidae
Gene: LAMTOR1
Product: late endosomal/lysosomal adaptor, MAPK and MTOR activator 1
Exons: 5
Coding region: 164-649 (161 amino acids)
Biological process (GO): cholesterol homeostasis; cellular response to amino acid stimulus; regulation of receptor recycling
Cellular component (GO): late endosome membrane; lysosome; Ragulator complex
Molecular function (GO): guanyl-nucleotide exchange factor activity; molecular adaptor activity
Source: RefSeq, a predicted model, not a curated record
GGAGUUUCGGCAGCGGCUGCGAAGUAGCUCUGGGACUAGGGAGACAGGGAAAGGGGGCGGGCGGUUGCUUGCGGAAGGCAGCUACGGGUCACGUGACGGGAAGGGCUCCUGACGGACGCCGUCCCUCCUCGGCGCCGCCUGAGCGCCCGGCCCGACCCCGGCCAUGGGGUGCUGCUACAGCAGCGAGAACGAGGACUCGGACCAGGACCGAGAGGAGCGGAAGCUGCUGCUGGACCCUAGCAGCCCCCCCACCAAAGCCCUCAAUGGAGCUGAGCCCAAUUACCACAGCCUGCCUUCCACUCGGACAGAUGAGCAGGCCCUGCUCUCCUCCAUCCUCGCCAAGACAGCCAGCAACAUCAUUGAUGUGUCUGCUGCAGACUCCCAGGGCAUGGAGCAGCAUGAAUACAUGGACCGGGCAAGGCAGUACAGCACCCGCCUGGCUGUGCUGAGCAGCAGCCUGACCCAUUGGAAGAAGCUGCCACCACUGCCGUCUCUCACCAGCCAGCCCCACCAAGUGCUGGCCAGCGAGCCCAUCCCCUUCUCCGACUUGCAGCAGGUCUCCAGGAUAGCUGCUUAUGCCUACAGUGCACUUUCUCAGAUCCGUGUGGACGCAAAAGAGGAGCUGGUUGUACAGUUUGGGAUCCCAUGAAGAGAGGGGUCCUUGGACAGCUCUUCUCCUCUCUUCACCCAUCUCCACCCUGCCUUCCUGGCCCCCAGCCUCACUGUGGCUUAUACAGUACCCUAACCUGCUACUAAUCACAGAGAAGAAUGUGGAGAAGGAGAAGAGUGAGGCUGGGAGCCUGAGCAAAUGAGGAUGGAGCAAGGGAGGGUAGAACUGUUCGGGACUGGCCUUUGAAGCCCUGGCCAGGGGUGGGGUGGGGGCCAAAAGGACAGGGCCCAGUAUGUCUUCACAGUCAUUGGGAAGGUGGAGAUACCACUAUGGGGGGUGAUCACCAGGGGACCCAGAGGGAUCCCCUUCCCACCCUUUCUCUUGGCCUCAGAUUCACUCCUGUCCCCCUCUCCCUGACUCACAUGCACCUCACUAGGGUUUGUGACUGGGGUCUGGACGAGCUUGAAUUUGAAUGAAUUGAGUUUGUAUUUCUAGCACCCUGGGUUUUUACAAAUCUGGUCUUUUUUUUUUGUUUUGGUUUGUCACCCUUGAUAAAGGAAGAAUAUUCAUUUGUGUGCUGGUUCCAGCCCCUCUGUCCUGCCCACCACCCUACUACUUGCUUCCACCUACCCUGAACAAUGAGAUGGGGGAAGAGGGGCAUCUUCUAGGGGCAUUAAAGAGAAAUCCAGGA